This is a messenger RNA of Trichobilharzia regenti, 3763 nucleotides long. Lineage: Eukaryota; Metazoa; Platyhelminthes; Trematoda; Strigeidida; Schistosomatidae. The record is from the annotation of a GenBank genome assembly.
UGAUGAUGGAAUUAGCUACGGCAUACCAGAAAUCUCAUCAGAUUUUCAUUCGCCAAAACACGAAUAUCCAGCUAUGUUUGUAAACAAACCCACCUUAUCUCUAUGCCCCAAUGGUACUAAAUCUAUUUUUGUGUAGAACAUCACAGUAGAUAUAAGCAAAUGCAAAAAAAAGAUGUCAUCACAUUCUUCUAUCUGAAAAAGUUGAUUAGAUUACUUCUGCGUUAGAGAGAAGGAAACACAAACUGCAACAAACAUUUACGCUCAUUUUUAUGCAUAUAUGAAGGAAUAUUCUGUAUAACUAUGGGAUACUCUAUUCUAUCCAUUCUAUGUUGUGUACGCAUGCAGUCAGAAUAUUAACUGGCAGUCUUACAAAAUAAAAGUAAUAUAUUUCUUUAAAGGAAAUUACCUUUCAGCGAGUGCACAGAAAUUGAUGAUUGUGAGAUAUUUUGAAAUUUUUUAGGCAUCGUAAUACGGCAAUAUUUAUACACGUACAUGUGAGUAUGUAUAUAUAUUUGUAUAUAAUCUGACAUGCAAAUGACACAAACGACUGUUGAUGUACAAAUUUUUAAAAAAAAACCACUAAAAGGUGGGUGCAUCCACACACACACAUACAUACAAUCAAGUACAUAUAAAUGAAAAUGCGGUCAUAUAGAGCAAGUCAACAUUAUACUCCUGAAAGGAUUAUCUUCUGAAUUGUAUUCACUGAGGAUAACUUGAUGUACUUAAGGUACAAUGGACUAACCUACUUCUUUUGACAAUGUAUAACACAAAUGUCUAUUGAACUCCUACAAUGUAAUGCUUACUGUACACUAGUUGGAAAAGUUAAAUAAAUAAAUAAUUGUCUACCUUCGUUAGGAUUUAUCAUAUUGGGAAAAUAAAUAUAAUGAACACAAUGAACAUUAAUGAAAUGUAUCCGAUAAGAAAUUUAUUCCUCCUGAUUUUAUUCUUAUUCACUUGUUCAGUGAAUAUUCAUUUAGGAUGUAUGAAAUCAUCAAUGUUCUAUCGUACACCGAUACGUACACGUUCACAUGUAUUUGCACCAGGAGAAUAUCAACCAAAACAAGCUGAAAAUAAUCCAGAAGCUAGUGGACCAUUAGAUACGAGAGAUUUUCAUUAUCAACUACCUAAUAAACGAUUAGUACGCGUUGAUUCACCAUACAUAUUAUUUGAUUCAGAAGAAGCCCGCUGGAUGACAAAAGGUUGUCGUGAUCGACUGAUUAAGCUAUCAACACAAAUACAAAAUACAUGGGCUAAACAAGAAGUGAUUUUACGCGUGAUACGUUCUUGGGUUAAACCACCACCAAACUAUAAACCUCUUCCGACUGAAGACAAUUCCGAAGAACACACAGACGACGAUACUGGUGAUUCACUGUUACUUUAUGAGAAAAAUUUCAAAUCAGAAAAAAAUGCACGAAGUCGUGAUUCUGUAUUCGCUGAACAACCGCCAACUGUAUUUUCUGGCAAGAAAACAGCACCAUUUGUGCCGAUGAAGUCAAAACCUCAUCUUGAUGCACCAGUUAUUGAUAUGACACCAGAAAUGGUAGAUGAUCAGUUUAUCCAACAUCAUUCAGAUCCGAACAGGAUAGGAACACAGUCGAACGGUUUAAAAUUUCUUCAGUAUAUUCCAACCUCCAGAAGUGUGUCACCACAACGAAACCGUUGGCAUGCAAUACAAAGUAACCCAAACUAUCUAACACCUUCACCAUCAUCACUAGCUAGACAGUCUCUGUCAGCACAUUCAGGACAAAAUCAACGUUCAUAUAAGUCAUCAGCCACAAAUUUUCAUAACUCACACAAAAUCUCUUCAUCACUACCAGAUUCGUCGUACAACACCAUGAUUCGAUUGCCUAGAAGUGCUGCCUUUCUCAAAAAAUCUAAUUUUACAAUCACUAAUGUAACACUAAUCGAUAAUCAAACAGAUUUCACCAAUCAAAAUCCAAAUCGAUUACAUAAGAUAGUUGAACGUUCAGUUAAUACAAUGCAUGCUCCAGAUAUUAGUAGAAAACAUCGUAAUUAUGAUCACAAUAGUAACAGUAAUAAUAAUAAUAACCACAAUAAUCAGAACCACUUAUUACCUGCGUCAGUGUUGAAUGAAUUACGUAUGGAAGAAUUUCAUUAUGCUGGUAGAGCUGUAGAUAUUGAGUUAACUACACGACAAUUUGGCCGUCCUCAUAAUUCAGACUUACACUUGGGUGUAUUAGCACAAAUAGCCUAUUAUGUAGCACAUUUUGAUUGGUGCUUUUUUAACCGUGCUGGUCAUGUACACUGUUCAGUGAAACCCGAUUCCAUUAUCACUUCUCAAUGGUUUGGAUGUUUCCCAGGCGAAUCAAAACUACGUAGAGCAGAUGGUGAAGUUAUAUCGAUCAAAGACUUACAAAUUGGUGAUCGUAUAAUAACACAAAAUUCAGAAAAUGGAUUAUUGACAAAUGCACUGGUAUUUGGAUUUCUUGAUCGAGAUGAACAUGGAUGGAGUCCAAUGGUAGAAAUUAAAUUUCAGAUGGAUUCAAACUCAAAUCAGUAUGGUACAAUAAGGCUUACUGCAGAUCAUCUAAUUUAUAUAUAUGACAAUUCUAUGAUGUCCAACAGUACAGAAAAUAUACAAGUGGACAAUAAAAAAGUUGUAUUUGCUUCAUCUGUGACAGUAGGUCAGAUCAUUUUUGUACAUUACGAAAAUGCCACGGAUGGACUGAAAAAGGCACAAGUAAUUUCAGUUGAAACUAUACAGCCUGCAAUUAAUGACAGUGUAGGUAUAAGAGAUAAUAUUGGUAUAUACGCGCCUAUAACUGAUACUGGUACACUGAUUAUUGACAAUGUACUAGUUUCAUGUUUUGCGCAUAUUUCAAAUCAUAAUUUAGCAACACUUAUCAUAUGGCCAUGGAAAUUACUGUAUACAAUAAUGUUAAAAGUUCAUCCAUACAUCAAUCUCAUAGAAUAUACUGAAAACAAUGAAAGGUAUUCAGAUUAUUCAAUUGGUGUUCCGUGGUUAAUUCAAUGGAUCUAUAGAUUAACACACCUAUUCCUGCCUGAAUCUCUUUUUUAUCAGGAUACAAUCAAUCUAACAUGAAGUACAGAACUAUGACUGAAAUAUGAUUUAUAGAAUUUUCCACCCUAGAACAAACUGUAUUUGGAGAUGUUGCGAAACAAAAUUUUCUAAAGCUUGUAUACACUACUUAUUACUGAAGGAAUCAGUAUUAAAUGAUUCGUCCUAGUUCUACCUCUAAAACAAAUUAUGCAAAUAUUUGUAUUGUCCUGUUUUGUUUCGACUUUACUUGAAUUUAUGAAAUGUAAAUCGUCAUAUUCAUACAUCCAAUAAAAACUCAGAAUACUUAUAGUAUUAGUAGACUUGAGGCAAGUUUCUUUCAUAGUUUCAUUACUGUUUUCCAGUGAUUCAGUGAGCACAGUUAUCAGAUUGUUUGAGCAUAGAAUAUAUCAUAAACCGUGUUUUUCAGAAAAGCGAGUACAUCAACUAUCAGUUUAUUCACAUCUAACAUGCUUAACUAAUGUGUGACAAUUUAACUUAAUUUAUACACAAACUUUCACUGUCCAAUGUAUGUAAAAAAACACAAACACUGUUGCCUGUUUAUAUCAGCUACGCUGUAUACCUAAGAGAAGUAGAAGUUUUCAGUGAUUAAGAAUAAUACCUCAUGUUAAGUAUAAAAAAGUUUAUAUCUUGUCAUAAAAUUUAAAUCGUUAGCUUUCCGUUGUUUGCGCUUUCAUUAUCAUUUAAAACAAACAUAGAAGUCAACUGUACAUAAUAUUACCA